AUGUUUAAUCGAUCGCAGAAUAUUGAACAAAGGACAAAUCAAAAAUUUAAAUCAUAUUUCGGGAGUUACACGUCUUUAAUAAGUCCUAGUGCCUCCAUGAAUCGUUUAAUGGGAUUUUUACCAUACAAACUCGAAUCGUCGAAAUUUGUAUAUUCGAAAUCAUACUUUGUUUUCUCUACAAUUUCCAUGAUUAUUUAUUCCGUCUGCAUUAUUUAUUCUCUGUACCAAAUCAACAUUUCUUCUGUGCGUUUUGAAAAAUUUGCAAUUAAGUUACAUAUUACUCUCAUAUUGCUUUGUGGGCCUGUGAUUUUCAUCUCGGCUUAUGCCAAAAAUCAAUCAAUGAUCCAAACGAUCGAUGGUAUCUGGAACGUUUCUCGUAUACCGUCAUCAGAAACUUGUCGUAAAGUGGCUACAAGAAUUCUAAUAAAAGAUAUCUUAAUCCUGAUACCACCAAUGUACUACAUUACAAGCACCAUCUUCUACAUAAAUUUUAUUUUUGGUUAUACCUGUUGGUAUACUUUUUUCGGCGUCAGCGUACAGAUGAGCUUGUACAUGAACAACGUAUACGUGCUAAAUGCUUGUUUUAAAUACAUAAACGAUUCCUUAGUGAAAGUGAAGGAAAUUCUAGUCAAUGAUGAGCCUCAUCUUCUCAGAAGAGUCUAUCAUAUGCAGAAGAAUCCUAUAUUAUUGUCGAAGUUGAGGACUCUUAAAAAGCAACAUCUAGAGAUGUGCGAAGUCGUUCAGCUACUGAAUAGCACGUGUAGCGUGCAAAUCGAAGCUAUGUUAACAAUAAUGUUCAUUGACAUUACAUUCAAUAUGUAUAAUUAUUUAACAGUGCACGAAGAAGUAGGCGAGGUGAAAUCGCUAAUUCUUAUUGUUAGCUUCGCGAUUUAUUACAUCGUACAUAUACUUCUCACCGUUUCGAUCGUUGAAAUUACCAGGAACCAAAUGACAAAAAUUGGCUGCAGCGUUCAUCGAAUUCUUGUACAUACUUCCGACGAGCAGGUAACGACGGAGUUGGAGUUGUUCUCGUUGCAAGUGCUGGAAAAAGGUAACACGUUCGUCAUGAAGGGACUCGUAAUAGAUGCAACCCUUUUGACAAAGAUGGCGUGCAGCAUUACCACUUUUUUUUUAAUAUUAGUGCAGUUCUUACUUGUCGAGUCUUGUUGA
Bombus pascuorum is the source of this 1170-nucleotide messenger RNA. RefSeq lists its product as uncharacterized. The coding region runs from base 1 to 1170 and encodes 389 amino acids. NCBI's taxonomy places the organism in Eukaryota, Metazoa, Arthropoda, Insecta, Hymenoptera, Apidae. The record is from RefSeq and is a predicted model, not a curated record. Gene Ontology annotation, cellular component: neuronal cell body; membrane; axon. The transcript has 3 exons. Gene Ontology annotation, biological process: sensory perception of taste.